Molecule: messenger RNA, 506 nt
Organism: Branchiostoma belcheri (Belcher's lancelet)
Lineage: Eukaryota; Metazoa; Chordata; Leptocardii; Amphioxiformes; Branchiostomatidae
Product: 60S ribosomal protein L28-like
Exons: 5
Coding region: 19-453 (144 amino acids)
Biological process (GO): translation
Cellular component (GO): ribosome; cytosolic large ribosomal subunit
Molecular function (GO): structural constituent of ribosome
Source: RefSeq, a predicted model, not a curated record
UGACGUUGAACUUAUUAUAUGAACAGACAGAAAGCUGCAACCAUGUCGGCAGAUCUGCAGUGGAUGAUCAUCAGGAACAACUCCUCCUUCCUGCUGAAGAGGAACAAGCAGAGUUUCACCAGGGAGCCAAACAACCUGAAGGCUAAGAACUCCUACCGGUACAAUGGACUGGUCCACAAGAAGACCGUUGGUGUGGAGGCUGCUCCAGAUGGCAAGGGUGUUGUGUUGGUGACUCGUAAGCAGAGGGGCUUGAGAAAGCCAGCCAAGGGCACCAGCCGCGUGACUCUGUCCCGUGGAGGCCGUCAGACCCUGACCACCAUCAGACGUGCUGUCCGGGGCUACAGGAAGGACCUGAAGAUGCCUGCCCUGCGCCGUGCCAGUGCUAUCCUGCGCAGUCAGAAGCCUGUCGUGGUAAAGAAGAGGCUACCCAAGGCCAAGGCCUCUACAGAGUAGAUGUCAGUCUGUGCUAACAGAGUCAAAUAAUAAACAUCUGACAUAUGGCAUCA